Ooceraea biroi (clonal raider ant) is the source of this 1900-nucleotide messenger RNA. Its product is annotated as eukaryotic translation initiation factor 5. Gene Ontology annotation, cellular component: cytosol. NCBI's taxonomy places the organism in Eukaryota, Metazoa, Arthropoda, Insecta, Hymenoptera, Formicidae. The record is from RefSeq and is a predicted model, not a curated record. Gene Ontology annotation, molecular function: GDP-dissociation inhibitor activity; eukaryotic initiation factor eIF2 binding; translation initiation factor activity. Gene Ontology annotation, biological process: formation of cytoplasmic translation initiation complex; translational initiation.
AGUCUCGCAAACGUUGUAUCCGGCAGUGGUGGUGGGAGGAAGGAUGACGCAACUUGACAUGUCGCUAUCAAUUGCACGUAUAAUCGCACUUCUGCCAGUUCUGCCCAUUUAUUUAUCACUAUCGCUAUCGACCGGACGGACUUCAAACUGUUUUUCUAUUUCUAUCAAACUGUCACUGGCCGGAAGCGUGCAACAGAGGGGAUUUCCAGAGGGGAAGAAUCAGGACGAAGACAAUACUUCGACUUGAACGAAAGAAGAUUGAUCGCUUACUCGACAUCAUCAGCCGCUUGAGAGACGAUCUUCUUGUUGCGAUUUUUUAAUACUUUCACAACGAAGUCUCAUCAGAGAUUAUUGUCAAUCGGAAGAGAAGUUCAGUUUGUCAAAAGCAAGAGGAGACGGAAACAUCAGUCACGAUGGUGAGCGUGAAUGUUAACCGCAAUGUCAGUGAUGCCUUCUACCGUUACAAGAUGCCGCGGAUUCAAGCAAAAGUGGAGGGCAAGGGAAAUGGCAUCAAAACGGUAAUUGUUAACAUGGUGGACGUAGCAAAGGCGAUCGGCCGUCCAGCCACAUAUCCAACCCUAUACUUUGGCUGCGAACUGGGUGUCCAGAUACAAUUCGACUUCAGGAAUGAACGCUUUAUCGUUAACGGUUCGCACGAUGCCACAACACUUCAGGAUUUGCUGGACGGUUUUAUCCGGAAAUAUGUUCUCUGCCCUGCUUGCGACAAUCCGGAAACCGAGCUGAUGGUCAGCUCAAAGAGGGGCGCAAUUUUCCAAGAUUGCAAGGCUUGCAGCCAUCAUGGUCGCAUCAUGGAGCGCAACCACAAAUUGAACACGUACAUUCUAAAAAAUCCGCCAAGCUUGAAUUCAGCAGUGCAAGGUAGUUCAUUAACGGAAGGCAAUCGCUCGAAACAUGUCAACGAAGAAGCUGCGACUGCGGCCACUGCUGUCACUGCCAACGACAAUGAUCAAUCUGGUUCUCUGGAAAAUGAGCUCAACAACUCUGCAGACAUCGUGGUGGAACCACCGCCUGAAAGAACGGUGAGGAAUAAACUAACAAAGAAAGGAUACUUAACAAUGACAAGUAAAACAAUCUUAAUAUUAUUAGGGGCAAUUGCUAUAGCUGCUAGUGCAAUACCAACAGUAACCACUGCAAGUCCACGUAAAAGACAAGAACCAUCACAAACAUCAGAAGAAAUAAGAAAAACAAUUGAAAAAACAACUGAAGGAGAACAAUUAAUUGUCAUUGAUGAUGAACAAAACAAUUUCAGUAAUUUAAAAAUGAGUAAUAGUAAUGAACAAGAUCAAGAUAUAACUACUCCAUCACCUGAAACAAAAGAAAGAGGCAGAAUUUCUACUGCAACUUUUCUAGGAAUAUUAGCAGGUCAAGCAAUAUUGAUAAUAAUUAUUUGUCAAACAUGUGGAGGAUCAUGUAUAGGUAUCCUAUUAAUUGGUGUUCUUAUUAUAAGUGCCUUUGGUCUUAUAGUUAGUUAUUUUUACUAAAUAAGUAUAAAUAAUAAUAAGUAAUAAAAGUAAUUAGUUAUAAAUAAUUAUAAAUAAUAAUUUAUAAUAACUAAAACUUUUUAACGUAUAGGCUAUAUUAAUAUAAAAAAAACUUCAAAUAAUGAAGUUUUUUUAUUUAUUUCAUAUUUCAAUUAGUUUUACUAAUAUAAGAUCAUUUUCCUUUUUGAAAUUAUUGUUAACUUUAAUAAUUUUUUGUUUAUUAUUAUAUUAACUAUUAUAAAAUACAAUCUCUCUGUACGUGGUAUGGUAUGUUUAUAUUUUUCAUUAUUUUGAACUUUCUAACUCUGUCUCGCAAUAUUGUGUUGUAGAUUAAGCUCUUUAUUUUUUUGUUGAUUUUUUAUUUUCCAGUAAUAAACAGGUUUAUUGAAGAAUUACUA